Messenger RNA from Nicotiana attenuata, 669 nucleotides. RefSeq lists its product as uncharacterized. Lineage: Eukaryota; Viridiplantae; Streptophyta; Magnoliopsida; Solanales; Solanaceae. The coding region runs from base 1 to 669 and encodes 222 amino acids. Gene Ontology annotation, molecular function: nucleic acid binding. The transcript has 2 exons. The record is from RefSeq and is a predicted model, not a curated record.
AUGCUUGAGGAUAUGUUGCGAGCUUGUGUCCUUGAUUUUGGUGGGAUUUGGGAUGAACACUUACCACUGAUUGAGUUUGCCUACAAUAAUAGCUAUCAUGCUAGUAUCCAGAUGGAUCGCUAUGAGGAUUUGUACGGACGACAUUGUAGAUCACCUAUUGGAAGGUUUGAGCCGACUGAGGUAGGACUACUUGGUCCGGAUCUUGUACAUGAUGCCUUAGAGAAGGUAUCGCCAAUGAAGGGGGUUAUGAGAUUUGGGAAGAAGGGCAAGCUAAGCCCUAUAUUCAUUGGUCCAUAUCGAAUCCUGAAAAGGAUUGGUAAAGUAGCCUACAAGCUGGAGCUACCUACAUCAAUGACUUUGGUUCAUCCUGUUUUUCAUGUAUCGAUGUUACGGGGGUAUGUGCCCGAUCCUGUUCACAUCAUCUUACCGGAGGUAGUAGAGAUAAAUGACGGUUUAACUUAUGACGAAGAACCGGUUGAGAUUCUUGAUAGGCAAAUCCGUAGGUUGAGGACUAAAGACAUAGCUUCAGUUAAAGUGUUAUGGCGUAAUCAUGGCGUUGAAGAGGCUACUUGGGAGGUCGAGGAGGAUAUGAAAAUCCGAUACCCCCACUUGUUCGCGACUUCAGGUAUGACUGUUUCCUUGAAAUUUCGAGUUUGGAGUUUAUCAUGA